GGUUAUCGUACUUAGUUUUAUGUUUGGGUCUACACAUAACAGGAGAAUUAACGAACGUCAAACAUAAAUUAGAAUCGGACCAAAAACCUGGACAAUAAAGCAAGUGACCGUCCGCCUGCACCAAUCUCUCCGUUUGGACAGGUGUAGGACCACCGUUACGAGGAGGAUUCUGGGUAUUCUCACCGAGGAGGAGGGUGGACGGUGAACUGUUUUCGAAAGGAUAGUGAUUGUGAAGCGAGUUUAGGGUACAGGUAGGAGUAUAUAAGGCCCACAGAUUCAACCCAAGUCAGUCAUUCCCCAAGACACCAGCCCACCACAUAGAAACCAAACAACCAUGAAGGCCUUCAUUGUUCUCGCAUGCCUCGCCGUUGCAUCGGCUUACCCCGGUCACGGUCACGGAGGUAACUUUGGAGGUCACGGAGGAGCCGGUCUCAGCGGUGGACUCGCCGCUGGUGCUAAAACCGCAGGCUCCCUCCAGGGUGGUGCUUCCAGCUUGGGAUCCGGUGGUCUUGGUGCUAGCUAUGCUGCUGGAGCAGCUCAAGCUGCUGGAUCCGCUGGAGUCCAACAAGUCGUCUCCGGAGGUGUUUAUGGUGGAAGAUCAGAUGUUGGACCAGCAGAAGGACCCAAGGCUAAUGUUGGACCCCAGACUGGACCAUCAGAUCUCGUUGGACCCCAAGAAGGAGCCAAAUCCGUUGGAGGACCCCGUACUGGACCAGCUAGCCUUGUUGGACCCGCUGCCGGCCCAUCCACCCUCGUAGGACCAUCCCAAGGAACUGCCACCCUCGUAGGACCAUCCCAGGCUACCGCUCACCUCGUUGGACCCAGCUAUGGUGGUGUUGCUUUCUACGCCGGAGCCGGUGGAAUCAACGGUGAUGACGGUAGCUCUGGCUCGGCCGCUGCUGCUGCUCCCUCAGGUGGUUUUGGAGGUCAUGGAGGUGCUGGUGCUGGUGCCGGUGCAGGAAACGGUGGUGGAAGCGGUGGACACGAUGGAGGAUAUGGUAAAUGGUAAACGGUUCAACACCUCAUUCAUAUCAACUUGGCGACAUCGGCAACCUCCUACAAUUCUACCGAUCAACGAUGCUAAAAGCGCUCAAAGUCGCAUUCCCAAAGCUAGAUACAUCCUAGGAGCAUG
Molecule: messenger RNA, 1132 nt
Organism: Belonocnema kinseyi
Lineage: Eukaryota; Metazoa; Arthropoda; Insecta; Hymenoptera; Cynipidae
Product: glycine-rich cell wall structural protein-like
Exons: 4
Coding region: 335-1009 (224 amino acids)
Source: RefSeq, a predicted model, not a curated record